Messenger RNA from Xenopus laevis (African clawed frog), 2381 nucleotides. It is a transcript of the gene fhip2a.S, whose product is annotated as FHF complex subunit HOOK interacting protein 2A S homeolog. The record is from RefSeq and is marked provisional. Lineage: Eukaryota; Metazoa; Chordata; Amphibia; Anura; Pipidae.
GCCGGUUACGCGGUGAUUGCCCCGGAUAGAGGCUCAACCUGGAGUCGCGGAGGGGUCGGCGGAUCGCCCAGUUCUCUCGGGAGAAGCUGCAGGAGCGGAGGGACAAGAUGUUCUCUAAGAUCUCGUCUAUUUUACAACAGGCCGUGGAGGCGCUCGCGCCCUCUCUGCCCCUACAAGAAGACUUUGUCUAUCACUGGAAAGCCAUCACCCAUUACUACAUCGAGACGUCCGAUGACAAGGCCCCAGUGACGGACACAAAUAUCCCCUCCCACCUGGAGCAGAUGCUGGACAUUCUGGUGCAGGAGGAGAAUGAGAGGGAGUCGGGGGAGACGGGACCCUGCAUGGAGUAUUUGUUGCACCACAAGGUCCUAGAGACCCUCUACACCCUGGGGAAAGCCGACUGUCCCCCCGGAAUGAAGCAGCAAGUCCUGAUUUUUUAUACAAAACUUCUCGGAAGGAUCCGACAGCCUCUUCUUCCUCACAUCAACGUGCACAGACCCGUACAGAAACUGAUCCGACUGUGCGGCGAGGUCUUGGCCAAUCCGACGGAAAACGAAGAAAUCCAGUUCCUGUGCAUCGUAUGCGCCAAGUUAAAGCAAGACCCCUAUUUGGUAAACUUCUUCCUGGAGAACAAAUCCAAGGGGGCUCAGUCUGGAGGUUACAUUUUCCCGGGGGGCAGUGCCCAACACGAGCUGCUGAAUGACACGGGACAGCCGGAGAGAACCGUCGGAGCCAACGCAGAUCCUGGAAACGAAUCCUCGUCAGGUGACCUGAAACCUUCCGCAUCAUCAGAAGCGUCGGCCAAUCACAUCCAGCAGGAUUACAAUUUGGUGAACUCCUUGUUAAACCUCACAAAAAGUCCGGACGGCCGGAUUGCUGUAAAGGCCUGUGAGGGGCUCAUGUUGCUGGUGAGUUUACCCGAGGUGGCAGCCGCUAAGUGCCUAACGCAGAGCACCUCCCUGUGCCAACUCCUCACCGACAGACUCACCUCCCUGUACCAGGCGCUGCCGCACUCCAUCGACCCUCUGGAUAUUGAAACAGUGGAGGGCAUCAACUGGGGGCUGGACUCAUACAGUGUUAAGGAAGAUGCCUCGGCGUUUCCCGGAAAAAGAGCCCUCAUUUCCUUCCUGUCCUGGUUCGACUAUUGUGAUCAGCUGAUUAAAGAAGCGCACAGGAUCGCUGCCUCCGCUAUGGCCAGAAGUGUGCGCGAGAGAUUCCUGGUUGGCAUCAUGGAACCCCAACUCCUGCAGACGUCUGAGAUUGGAAUUCUAACGGCUACAGCUCUGCUCCACCGCAUUGUCCGGCAGGUCACGUCCAAAUCCCUCCUGGAACAGAUUGUCUAUUUCAUCCUGGGGGAGCACAGGGACCCCGAAACUCUACGGGACAUCCACAAGACCCCACUGCGCCACCGCCUCAUUGAGCACUGCAAUCACAUCUCAGACGAGAUCAGCAUCAUGACCCUGCGGCUAUUUGAGCACCUCCUGCACAAGCCCAACGAGCACAUUCUGUACAACCUGGUUCUGCGCAACCUGGAGGAACGGAAUUACACCGAGUAUAAACCCCCGUGCCCCGAGGAUAAAGACAUUGUGGAGAACGGACAGAUCCCAGGGGCAGUAGAUUUGGAAGAAGAUCCCAUUUUUACGGGCAUGUCCCCCGAAAAUACGCUCUCCAAAGAAUGGCUCAGCGCCUCGCCCCCCAUUACCCCAGAGCAUCACAGGACUGACGGCAAGACAGAAGUGCAUAAGAUUGUAAACAGUUUUCUCUGCUUGGUCCCUGAUGAGGCGAAAUCUUCAUACCAGGUGGAGGGCACAGGAUACGACACUUACCUCAGGGAUGCCCACAGGCAGUUCCGGGAAUACUGUGCAAUCUGCCUGCGCUGGGAUUGGCCGGGAGCUGCCAAAGCGAUUGACAAGUGCAAUUUGGAGGCGCCUUUCUUCGAGGGCCACUUCCUGAAGGUGCUGUUUGAUAGGAUGGGCAGAAUCCUUGAUCAGCCCUAUGAUGUCAAUUUACAAGUAACGUCGGUGCUGUCCAAGCUCUCGCUGUUCCCCCAUCCGCACAUACACGAGUUUCUGUUGGACCCCUACGUGAAUCUGGCGCCCGGAUGUCGCUCUCUGUUCUCUGUUAUAGUCAGGGUGGUUGGAGACCUCAUGGUGAGAAUCCAGCGGAUCCCAGAGUUCACCCCCAAACUCCUACUUGUGAGAAAGAGACUGUUGGGCCUUGAACCAGACGGGCCGAUGGUGGAUCACAUGACGCUAUUGGAAGGGGUGAUUGUAUUGGAAGAAUUCUGCAAGGAACUGGCCGCCAUUGCUUUUGUCAAAUAUCACAGCUCCAGCACCCCAUAGCACCCCCUGCCUUUGGAUUUUAUACACCGCAAGACCAAA